This is a messenger RNA of Drosophila takahashii, 1499 nucleotides long. Its product is annotated as alpha-N-acetylgalactosaminidase. Gene Ontology annotation, molecular function: alpha-galactosidase activity. Gene Ontology annotation, cellular component: cytoplasm. Gene Ontology annotation, biological process: oligosaccharide metabolic process; glycoside catabolic process. Lineage: Eukaryota; Metazoa; Arthropoda; Insecta; Diptera; Drosophilidae. The record is from RefSeq and is a predicted model, not a curated record.
UAAAUAAAUUAUAAAAACUAAAUUAAAUCAUUUAAAUAGUAAAUAAACACAGAUCUAAAAUUAUAGGAUUUAGGCAGCAAUCGGAAAAUCCACCAUAAGGUCUUAUUAGCUUUGGGAAACCGGAUCAAAUGCGGAAAACUCAAUUACUUAAUUGCGCUGCAAAUAUACAAAUAGAAAUCAUUGAGAACCAUGUUAUAUAUUGUUGGGAUCAUUUUACUGAGUAGCACUUUGUGUAACUGCCUCGACAAUGGUCUCGCUAAAACUCCCCCAAUGGGAUGGCUUUCAUGGGAAAGAUUUCGAUGUAAUACAGACUGCGUAAACGAUCCAGAUAAUUGCAUAAGUGAACAGUUAUUUCAAACUAUGACCGAUAUUGUCGUGGCUGAUGGAUAUGCAUCUGUGGGCUACGAAUAUAUAAAUAUUGAUGAUUGCUGGUUAGAAAAGCACCGCGGUCAUGAUGGAAAAUUGGUAGCCGACCGCAAACGGUUUCCCAAUGGAAUCAAAGCUUUAUCUGACUAUAUUCAUUCCAGAGGCCUCAAAUUUGGAAUAUACGAGGACUACGGGAAUUAUACUUGUGCGGGUUAUCCUGGUAUUAUAGGACACGAAGAGAAGGAUGCACUUCUAUUUGCAGAGUGGAAUGUGGAUUAUGUAAAAAUAGAUGGCUGCUAUGCGCUACCUUUAGACAUGGAUCUGGGAUACUCGACAUUUGGAAGGCUUUUAAACAGUACAGGCAAAUCGAUGGUGUAUUCGUGUAGCUGGCCGGUGUAUCAGAUUUAUGCUGGAAUACAGCCAAACUAUUCAGCAAUCCAAACACAUUGCAACCUUUGGAGAAAUUAUGAUGACAUCCAGGACUCUUGGGCGUCUGUUGAAAACAUAAUCGAUUAUUAUGGCAAUAAUCAGGAUUUAAUAGCUCCAAAUGCGGGACCUGGGCAUUGGAACGAUCCAGACAUGUUGAUUAUUGGAAACUUUGGACUAAGUUAUGAGCAGGCAAAAACACAAUUCGCAAUUUGGUCAAUUUUGGCUGCUCCACUUUUGAUGUCAGUGGAUUUAAGAACGAUUCGUCCGCAAUUUAAGCAUAUCUUACAAAAUAGGAAAAUAAUCGCUGUGGAUCAAGAUCCACUUGGAAUACAGGGAAGACGAAUUUAUAAGCACAAGGGAAUUGAGAUAUGGUCCAGACCCAUUGGCCCACUCUACCAAAACUUUUACUCCUACGCAAUCGCCUUUGUUAAUAGAAGAACGGAUGGAACUCCUUCAGAUAUAUCAGUUACUUUAAAAGAGUUGGGACUUAUCAAUUUCUCUGGGUACAGAGUAGAGGACCUCUACGAAAAUGUUGACUAUGGUGUUUUAUAUCCCAACACCAAAAUCAAAGUCAAAGUAAACCCCUCUGGCGUGGUUAUGCUGAAGGGAGAAGUUCAGUACCCAGUUGACUUGUAAAACCGUUUGUUAAAUGAGAUUGCCUUAAAUUAACUUUAAAUUGAUACUAAUUUGUCAAUAAAUUUUAA